This is a messenger RNA of Arvicanthis niloticus (Nile rat), 882 nucleotides long. It is a transcript of the gene Mrpl22, whose product is annotated as mitochondrial ribosomal protein L22. Lineage: Eukaryota; Metazoa; Chordata; Mammalia; Rodentia; Muridae. Gene Ontology annotation, biological process: translation. The record is from RefSeq and is a predicted model, not a curated record. Gene Ontology annotation, cellular component: mitochondrial large ribosomal subunit; ribosome. Gene Ontology annotation, molecular function: structural constituent of ribosome.
UCUUUAUGAGGUCAUUCACUCCAAAACAAACAAGACUGCUCUGACCAGACUUUACAUAAGGACGACGCAUUCCUGGUCUCCAUGACAACGCACUCUAAAUUUCCGGAUCGGGGAGGAUGGCCUCGGACUGCGCAUGUGUAUAGCCAGCCGGCAUUUGAACUCCGAGGCUUCCGUAGGGUCCAGCAUGGCUGCCGCGCUACUGCGAGAGUUGGGUGCACUGUGGGUACCGACCCUGAGGAUCUGGGCAACGCAGACGCUGCGAGUUUUACCCCAGUCAUGUAUCCACACAAGUGCUUCUCUUGACAUUUCUCGAAGAUGGGAGAAGAAGAAUAAGAUUGUUUACCCACCUCAACUCCCUGGUGAACCUCGGAGACCAGCAGAAAUUUACCAUUGUCGGAGACAAAUAAAAUACAGCAAGGACAAGAUGUGGUACCUGGCAAAGAUGAUACGAGGCUUGUCCAUUGAUCAGGCUUUGGCUCAGCUGGAGUUCAAUGAUAAAAAGGGGGCUCAGAUUAUUAAAGAGGUUCUCUUAGAAGCACAAGACAUGGCAGUGAGAGACCAUAAUGUGGAAUUCAGAUCCAACUUACACAUAGCUGAGUCUACCUCAGGUCGAGGCCAGUGCCUGAAGCGCAUCCGUUACCAUGGCCGAGGUCGCUUUGGCAUCAUGGAGAAGGUCUAUUGCCACUAUUUUGUGAAGCUGGUGGAAGGACCCCCACCCCAACCUGAAGCACCCAAGACAGCAGUUGACCACGCCAAGGAGUAUAUUCAGCAGCUUCGCAGCCGGACCAUCAUCCACACUCUAUGAGAUCUGUGCCGGUCAUUCUGGCUCCACAGUGUAUAUAUUUUACAUUUACUUGAAAAAGUAAAAACAAAUGAUUUUUA